UUAUUUAAUUUCUCACCCGAUCGAAGCAGCUAUAGAAUACUCGGAUCAAUUAAACAACAAAAUGUCCGAAGCACAAAACGGGAACACCAACGUCAAACUCAACAUCAAAGUAACCCGCUCGCCGCCGGUGCUCUUACACCCCGCCGGAGAUACUCCGGAUGGCGGCGACGGCACCUACUUCCUGUCAAACCUAGACCAAAACCUUGUGGUCACGAUGAAGACAAUCUACUGCUACACUGCGAAGGAUGGUCGGAGCACCGAAAACGCCUGCGAGGUCCUGAGAACGUCGCUGGAAAAGGUGCUCACUUACUUCUAUCCGUUCGAGGGCCGCUUUGGAGUGGACGAGGGAGGAAAGCUCGUGGUACGGAUGAACGGCGGCGGUGUUCCGUUCGUGGAGGCGGUGGCGGAGUGGGAGAUGGAGGAUUUGGGUGACGUGUGUUCGGCGGAGCCGGAGAAGUUGGGAGAGCUGAUUUAUUUUCCUCCGGCUGAGAAUAUAUUUGAAAUGCCGCUGUUGACGAUCCAGGUAGGGGGUGUAAACGCCUGCUCCUUAAGAAAACAUUACUCGUCCAUUCCUGUUCUUCGUGUUUAUAUGUCAAAGUGUUCGAAAGAAAAGUUUUCAAGAGAAGCCCAGAGAUUCUGGAUAGGAAAGCGUAGCCUCAGUGGCUAUGAUUUAGCUGAAGCUCUGGCGAUCACAGAAUCUGAAUCUAGCAGAGAAUGGAUCCUUGAUUCAGGGUGCUCAUUCCACAUGCGUCCUCACAAAUACUGGUUCGAGUCACUGCAGUUGGAGAACGGUGGGUCUGUUCUACUUGGUGAUAAUAAAGCUUGCAGGGUAGUCGACAGCGGGACAAUCAAAAUCAAGAUGUUCGAUGGAGCUGAAAGGAUACUGCAGCAUGUCAGGUAUGUCCCGGAACUCAAAAGAAAUUUGAUCUGUCUAGGUAUGCUGGAGUCAAGUGGAUACUCAUUCAAGACAGAGAAUUGUUGCAUUAAAGUAUCCAAAGGUUCUCUCAUAGUCAUGAAAGGAGUCAGAAAGAAUGGACUAGACUCACUAGUUGGAAGAACCGUGAUCGACAACUUCUCAAAUGCAGUUCAAUCAGAACCUGACAGGACCAGACUAUGGUACAUGAAACUGGGGCAUGUAAGUGAAAGAGACUUACAAGAACUGUCCAAGCAGAGUCUGUUAUGUGGAGAUCGAGUCAGCAAACUGGAAUUUUGUGAACAAUGUGUUUUGGGGAAGGCCACCAGGAUGAAGUUCUCUACGGGAACUCACUCAUCAAAGAAACCCCUUGACUAUGUUCACAGCGAUCUAUGGGGGCCAGCCAGAACUCAGACUCAUGGAGGAGGGAGAUACUUCAUGCCCAUCAUAGAUGACUACACCAGGAAAGUAUGGGUUUUCAUCCUUAAAUCAAAAGAUGAAGCUUUUCAGAGGUUCAGGGACUGGCUAACUGUCACAGAAAAUAAGAUGGAAACCAAGCUGAAGCACUUGAGAACUGACAAUGGCUUAGAGUACUGUUCAGAGCAGUUCGAGGAGCUGUGCAGGAGGAAUGGCAUCACAAGACACAAGACAGUCCGGAACACUCCUCAACAGAAUGGUUGGGGGCAGUCUCAGUGCCACUCCGUCUUUAUCUCAGUCUUUUUCUCUCCCUCAGUCCCUGCACUCUAUGCAUCAGGCUACAAUAACUCAGAUUAUGCAGGAGACAUGGAUAAAAAGAGAUCUACAACGAGCACUUAUUCACAUUAUCAGAAGUUUCAGUCAUUUAGAGUAACACGCUCGCCGCCGGUACUCUUACACCCCGCCGGAGAGAAUCCGGCGGCCGGCGACGGCACCUACUUCCUGUCAAACCUUGACCAAAACCUUGCGGUCACGAUGAAGACAAUCAACUGCUACGCACCGAAAGAUGGCCGGAGCACCGAAAACGCCGGCGAGGUCCUGAAAACAUCGCUGGAAAAGUCGACGAGGGAGGAAAGCUCGUCGAUGAACGGCGGCGGUGUUCCGUUCGUGGAGGCGGUGGCGGAGUGCGAGAUGGAGGAUUUGGGUGACGUGUGUUCGCCGGAGCCGGAGAUGUUGGGAGAGCUGAUUUAUUUUCCUCCGGCUGAGAGUAUCUUUGAAAUGCCGCUGUUGACCAUCCAGGUGACGAGAUUCAAAUGUGGCGGCUUUGUCCUCGGCAUGGCGAUGAACCAUUCCAUGGCUGACGGCCUCUCUGCCGUCGAGUUCCUCCAUUCCUGGGCUGCAAUCGCCACUGGUCGCCCACUCUCUCUCCCCCCGUUUCUCGACCGCUCCAUCUUAACCGCCCGCCGCCCGCCGGCUGCCGAAUUCCCCCACCCGGAGUUCUCCGACCUCACUGCCUCUCUCUCCAUUUCCGACCCAUUCUCCUCCCUCCCCGUCAUCCACAAAAGCUUCACCUUUGACGCCCAAAAACUCUCCCGCCUCAAGCUUCUCGCCACAGCCAAUGGCGACUUCCCGCCGCCGACCACCUUCGCCGCCCUCACCGGUUUGGUUUGGCGCGCCCGAACCAAAGCCCUCAAUACCCCGUCGGCCGACCCUACGAAGCUUCUUUUCGCGGUCGACUGCCGGAAACGGCUCAACCCUCCCCUCCCGGUCGGGUAUUUUGGUAACGGGAUCGUCUUCGCCUGCUGCAUUUGCCCGGCCGGGCAGCUGGUUGACAGGCCGCUGGCCAACGCUGUUCGCAUGGUCCAAACCGCGGCUCGAGAUAUCACGGACAGGUUCGUUAGGUCGGCCGUCGACUAUUUCGAGCUGACCCGAACUCGACCCUCAUUGGCUGGGACGCUGAUGUUGACGGAUUGGACCCGGCUUGGAUUUGGAGCUACAGAUUUUGGCUGGGGUUGCUCGGAUCAGACCGGACCGGCGGAGCUCCCUCAGCGGGAGGUGGCGCUGCUGUUGCCACUGAACAACGGAGGUAAGGGAACCUGUGUAGUUCUGGGACUCCCGGCCACGGCCAUGGGCGCGUUUGAGGAUAUGAUGUACUUCUAAUUAUAAAUGCAACAUAUUAUAAUUAUGUUGAAUAUGCAGCAGCUAUUAUUC
This is a messenger RNA of Phalaenopsis equestris, 3040 nucleotides long. RefSeq lists its product as uncharacterized. The record is from RefSeq and is a predicted model, not a curated record. Gene Ontology annotation, molecular function: acyltransferase activity, transferring groups other than amino-acyl groups; nucleic acid binding. Gene Ontology annotation, biological process: DNA integration. The transcript has 7 exons. Bases 62 to 2989 code for a protein of 975 amino acids. Lineage: Eukaryota; Viridiplantae; Streptophyta; Magnoliopsida; Asparagales; Orchidaceae.